This is a messenger RNA of Punica granatum (pomegranate), 4894 nucleotides long. The record is from RefSeq and is a predicted model, not a curated record. Lineage: Eukaryota; Viridiplantae; Streptophyta; Magnoliopsida; Myrtales; Lythraceae.
GAAGAAGAGAAGAAGAAAUCCAGGGAGGAAGGAAACCUUUUCAUUUCGCUCUCAUCUCUUUCUCUCUCCUCCUCACACCGCUCUGCGUACUGCUCAUCUUCCUUCUUCUCCACUUCAGUCGAGGCGAGUGUUUCAUUCGUUCAGAUCUCUCUCUCUCUCUCUCUCUCUUAAAACCCUUACUGCGAGAGCUUCAGCUCUCACUCUCACAGCGCUCUCUCUCUCUCUUUCCCUCUCCGCGUGUGAGGAAUUGAGCUCAUCGCAUCCAUGGCUUCUCCGGGGGCAACCCAGAACCAGUCGUCUCCGGCGCCGGUCCCUUCCUUCGACAUGCAUAAGUUCUUCAACCACCCGACCCCUCAGCCACCCCAGUUCCCACCUUACCCUACGCCCUCCUCCUCUUAUCCUCCGCCCACCGCCACCUUCCCUUUCCCCCCUCAGCUCCACCCCCACCCUCACCAAAUCCACCCCCCUCCGCCGUCGCCCCCUCCUCCGUUGGCCGCCCCCGAGGACCCCCUCUCCCAGCUCCUCAUCCAGCGGUCCCUCUCCUUCCCCACUCCCCCGCUAAACCCUAACCCUAACCCAAAUGCGAACUCCAACGCCAACGCCAAUGCCGGGGCCCGCCUCAUGGCCCUACUUGGCACCCCUCAGCCGCCUCCUCCCGCCGCUUCAUCCUCCCCUCGUGCCCUGUCCCCGUCCCCGCCCCCGCCCUUGGGCCCCGCCCGACUGCCGAGCAGCAAGGUCCCGAGAGGGCGGCACCUGAUGGGGGACCACGUUAUGUACGACGUGGACGUCCGGGUUCCCGGGGAAGUUCAGCCCCAGCUCGAGGUCACGCCCAUCACCAAGUACGGGUCCGACCCUCAGCUCAUGCUGGGGCGGCAGAUUGCGGUGAAUAAGUCGUACAUUUGCUACGGUUUGAAGCAGGGGAACAUUCGGGUCCUUAACAUGAACACCGCCUCCAGGUCCUUGUUACGCGGCCACACUCAGAGAAUCACAGACAUGACUUUUUUCGCUGAGGAUGUUCACCUCUUGGCGAGCGCCAGCACAGAUGGAAGGAUCUGUGUGUGGAAAAUUUCGGAGGGUCUAGAAGAGGAUGACAAGCCACAAAUUAGUGGAAACGCGGUUAUCGCCAUUCAAGUCAUAGGAGGAGAAGAGGAUGAAUCUGUACAUCCGCGAGUUUGUUGGCAUUGUCACAAACAAGAAAUUCUAGUAGUUGGAAUUGGAAGGCGUGUCCUGCGGAUUGAUACUAUAAAAGCAGGGAAGAGUGAUGUUUUCUCUGCUGAGGAACCGCUACUUUGUGCUGUUGACAAACUGAUCAGUGGGGUUCAGCUCGUUGGUCUACAUGAUGGAGUAGUUACUGAUCUAUCAAUGUGUCAGUGGAUGACCUCUCGUUUAGUUUCAUCAUCUACCGAUGGCACUAUAAAGAUUUGGGAAGAUCAGAAGGCCCAACCACUUUUUGUCCUGAAACCGCACGAAGGCCUUCCUGUUAAUUCAGCCACCUUUUUGACUUCUCCCAAUAGGCCUGACCAUAUCGUACUUAUAACAGCGGGACCAUUGAAUCAGGAAGUCAAGGUUUGGGCUUCGGCAAGCGAAGAAGGUUGGCUGUUGCCAAGUGAUGCUGAAUCAUGGAAAUGCACCCAAACCUUGGAAUUGAGAAGUUCAUCUGAAGCUCAAACUGAGGAUGCAUUCUUUAAUCAAGUCCUUGUAUUGUCUCAAGCAGGCCUCCUUUUGCUUGCAAAUGCUAAGAAGAAUGCUAUAUAUGCCGUGCACUUGGAAUAUGGUCCAAAUCCAGCCUCCACUCGCAUGGACUAUUUAGCAGAAUUUACUGUUACAAUGCCCAUAUUAAGUUUUACUGGGACAACUGAUAUAUCACCUUUUGGCGAGCAGAUUGUCCAGGUUUAUUGUGUCCAGACACAGGCGAUUCAGCAGUAUGCUUUGGAUCUUUUCUUGUGCAUGCCGCCAUCACUGGAGAAUGCCGGUUUGGAAAAGUCAGAUUCCAUGGCCCCUUGUGAUGUAACUAACAUUGAAGGAUCAGCAGCUGUAGACUCUUCCCAAAUGAAACCAAAUGGCAUAUCCUCAACUGGUUCAGCUACUAACUUUAGUGAAAAAAUUGUGUCCUCAGAUGCAGCACAUGCUGCGAGUUACCCUGUCUCUGCUGCUACCGAGGUUUUGGGUACACGGCAAAUAACCAUACUGAAUACAGAACCUCGGACCUCUGCCAUGGGGCGGGCAGUCAGUGACACAAAUAUUGUAUCAACUGCAUCGCCGCCGCCGCUUCCGCUGAGUCCUAGGUUGUCCAGGCAAGCUUCUGGUCUUAGAAGUCCGAGUACUUUCGAGCCAGCCUUCCUUUUAAGUGAUCACAGUCGGAACCAAGCGAUAACUGACUUUUCGGUUCAAAGGGUUUCCAGCGGAGACAUGUCUCAUGGACCUUCAUCAGAUAAUGGUUUGAGGAGCAGGGACGAUAAAGUUUCAGAGGAAGAGACACAUAGUUUGCGCAAUCCUCCAGCUGCCUUUAAGCAUCCAACUCAUUUAAUUACACCUUCAGAGAUUUUAGGGGCUGCUCCAUCUUCAGGAACAAAUGAUAUUAUGAGAGGGAAGAGUGACGUAGAGAAGAGCAUUCAAGAUGUAGGCGUUAACAAUGAAGUAUGCAAUGUUGAGGUGGAGGUUAAAGUUGUUCCAGAUGGAUCUUCUCGAAGAGAGAAAUUCUCUCCCGAGGAGUCUCGGGAGUCCAUUGCUGAUAAUAAUGAGAAAUUCUUCUGCUCCCAGGCUUCAGAUCUUGGCAAUCAAAUAGCCAGAGAAUGCCUUGCAGGAUCUUCGGCGGGACAAAGUCAGCAAACUAAUGAUGCUGAAGUUACAGAACGAUCAACCCAACUUCCUUGUUCAGAUGAAGUCAAUGCCUCUUCAAAUGUGACUGAAGAAGUUUCUUAUCAAACUGUUACUUCGCAAGCGCUGGCAUCGGCUACUGCUAAAAUUAAGAGGCAGAAGGGGAAAAACACUCAAGCAAUGGCACCUUCACCGUCCCCGAGUACCUUUAAUUCAGCUGAUUCUUCUAGUGAGGCCGUCAUCAGUUCGAGUCUUCAUUCUAUUGAAGCUGCUGUCCCUCAAAUUAUGCACGAGAAGCUUAAUCAGAUAAUGGCUAUGCAAAAAGAAAUGAAAAAACAGAUGACUGCUACUAUUAAUGUCCCUGUCACAAAAGAGGGCAGAAGACUAGAGACUUCCCUUGCACGGACCAUGGAGAAAAUUGUCAAGGCAAAUAGUGAUGCUUUGUGGGCUCGUUUUCAAGAAGAGAAUGUUAAAAACGAGAAGCUACUGCAGGAUCGGGUACAGCAGAUAAUUAAUGUUCUGGGCAAUCUCAUCAACAAGGACUUGCCUGCCACUAUAGAGAGAAUAGUGAAAAGGGAAGUUGCUGCAGUUCAAACAAAUGUUCUUCGUGCCAUUACACCAGCUAUUGAGAAGACAAUAGUUUCAGCUAUUACAGAAUCCUUCCAGAAAGGGGUAGGUGAUAAGGCCAUCAAUCAGCUUGAGAAAUCCGUCAACUCUAAACUGGAAGCUUCAGUUGCUAGGCAAAUCGUAGCACAGUUCCAAACAUCUGGAAGGCAAGCGCUUCAGGAUGCUGUGAAGUCUAGUAUGGUAACUUCCAUGGUCCCUGCCUUUGAGAAGUCAUGCAGAGCCAUGUUUGAGCAGAUAGAUGCUACAUUUCAGAGAGGAAUGACCGAACAUACUUCCGCAGCUAUGCAGCAUGUAGAGAAUGCUAACUCUCCGCUUACGCAUGCUUUAAGGGAUGUGAUUAAUUCAGCUUCGUCAAUGACCCACACACUGAAUGGAGAACUGGCAGAAGCUCAGAGAAAGCUUGUAUGUCUUGCAGUUGGUGGAGCAAAUCCAAGUGCCAUAAGCCCAUUACUUACCCAACCGAGCAGUGGGCCUUUGGGUAAACUACAUGAAAAGCAGGUUGACAUUCCCAUUGAUCCAAGAAAAGAACUGUCAAGAUUAAUAUCCGAGUGCAAGUAUGAGGAAGCAUUUGCCUCAUCCCUGCAGAGAAGUGAUGUCUCAAUUGUCUCCUGGUUAUGCUCUCAGGUGGAUCUACGAGCUGUGCUCGGAAUGGCCCCUCUACCGCUGAGCCAAGGAGUGCUCCUCUCCCUCCUCCAGCAGCUGGCCUGCGACAUCAACAACGACCCACCCAGGAAGCUCUCGUGGAUGACCGACGUGGCUGGAGUCAUAAACCCAUCGGACCCAAUUAUCGCGGUUCACGUACGGCCCAUCUUCGAGCAGGUCUACCAGAUACUGAACCACCAGCGGUCUGUGCCCACUCUGGGUGGAUCUGAGCUCUCGACAGUCCGGCUCCUCAUGCAUGUUAUCAACUCAAUGAUCAUGACCUGUAAGUAAGUGAUCAAUAUCCAACCCGGGGACAUAAGACGACGAGUACGGCUACGAAUUAUGAAAAUUUCAAGGAGGGUUUUACUCAAAAGAGUUAGGGACCUGUACAGAGAUAUAGCAGAAAGUUACUAGCUUUUGUAAAGUUAGUAGUAGUUUUUAUUCGUGGAGUGGAGUUGCCUUGAGAUGUUAAUCUCAGUUUUCCUUUUUUUUUUUUUUUUUUUUUUUUUUUACUCAUUCCCUAUUAUGGGGCAAAAGAAGUGUCCAGGAAUAUAGUUCAGACAUCAGGGGCUCAUUUGCCGUAUCAAAGAGCUGUUUCUUUGCACUCGACAAACAUUGGACACAUGCGAGGAGUUGCUAUCGCUCUCCGAUUCGGUUCAGGCUUGGUCGUGGCAGCAUGUGGUUACGAUUAAGGGAUUCAUGUAACAUUUGACGAUGCGUGUAGACAUUUCAACCCCUUUUUAACAGUUGUUGAAGCAUAUGGCUGUAUUUAGUAUCUUAAUUAAGAAUAAGCUCCAGAUUCAGAAGA